AAUGGCACAAAAUCCUGCCAUCAUCGAAGUGGCUGAGAAUCCAGAGGAAAUCAAAAAGAAAAUCAAAGCCUUACCAUUGAAAGAGAAGCUGAAAGCAGUGGCAUUGAAUUAUUACUUACAAUAGAAAAAGAAAUUGGAUAUUGAAUUAGAGAAGGAAAUGAAAAAACUUUAAAUUCAAUUUGAUGAAAAGGCAGCAAAAAUAUAUAAAGCAGUAGAUAUGAUGAAAUAUCAGAUAGUCAAAUGAAAUUAUUGAAGGGACUCGUUUGCUUACAGAAGAAGAAUUAAAGGAUGUUGAUUUUUAUCUGGAAGGAGAGGAAGCAACAUAGAAGAAUUAGGCUUUGACAGCUGAACCAAUAAAUGGAUAUUGGUUUAAAGCACUAAAGAAUUCAGAUAUCAUAGCAUAAGAAAUUAAAGACAGAGAUGAUCCAAUUUUAAAAUCUCUAACAAAAAUUGAAUAUGAACCAUAAGAGAAGAGUGACAAUUUUUCAUUAAAUUUUUAUUUUGCACCUAAUGAUUACUUUAAAAAUUCAGUGUUGAAGAAAAAGUUUAUAUUGAAAGGUUUAAAUUAUUGAUUAACGUUUGAAGAUGGUGAAAAUCCUGUUAAAAGUGAAGGUACGAUUAUAGAAUGGAAUGAUGGCAAGAAUGUGACAAGAAAAUUGAUAAAGAAAAAACAAUUAGAAAAGAAGAGUGGUAUAGUAAAGACGAUUUCUCAGGAAGUGGAUGCAGAAAGCUUUUUUAUUUUCUUUAAACCAAUAAAUUUAGAAGAUAAAGAACAAAUAGAAAAAUGGGUAUAAGAAAAUAAAUUGGAUAAAUAUGCAGAACGUAUGGAUAUAGAUUAUGAUAUUGCUCGUAUGAUAAUUGAUGAAAUUAUUCCAUAUUCAUUAGAGUAUUAUUUAGGAGUUAAAAUUAAUGAUGCCUUUGAUGAUAUUGAAGAAGUGGAUGCAGAAUCAUCUAAAGGUAGUGAUGAAGAAGAAGAAAACAAAUGAG
Molecule: messenger RNA, 987 nt
Organism: Paramecium pentaurelia
Lineage: Eukaryota; Ciliophora; Oligohymenophorea; Peniculida; Parameciidae
Source: the annotation of a GenBank genome assembly